AUGCCGGCUGAACAAAACAUGCGCACUAGGAACAACAAUGCGACUCAGAACCCUGAUCUGCGGUGUCGCCCUCUGGCUCCUAGGCAUGACAAUUCUCCAACAACUGGUCCCCAAAGAGUGCCAACCCCUUACCCUUCCCACCUCCAGGCGUUAGAAGAAUGUUUCACAGCAGGGGUAAUAGAGAUGCCCACUCCCAUUCGGCCAAUCCUAAGCUUCCCUUCCCAGCAGGAAUCCGAUGACUUGUCACUAGAAUUUCUUGAUGAAGAAGGCUUCUGCUAUCCAUUCGCACCCCUGUCAAAUGUUACUUGUUGGCCAUUCCUAAUCCCAGGACCCCCAGAAUCUUCCAACAGUGAUGCUAUAGUAUUACAUCAAUUCCCCAGACCGCUGGAGAUCCCUCACAACACCUCGGAAGUGUCCACCGGGUCCUAUCAUAUCGCCCCUGCACAGGUUUUCCCAUCCUUGUCGCCUAUGAAUGUCUCUUCCUCCCCAAAUCCUGACAGUCCGACUGCUGUGACUACUGACUCUCCCAAUAUGCCACCUCUUGCCUCUGAUGUCUCUGACAACGGUAGCCUCGACCACACUCCCAACCUGCAACUACUAGCUAAUGUCAGCAAGUACGUCAUAGCAUCCGAAGGACACAGCAGUGAUCCCCAGGAGUUUGUGGUCUACAGUGACAAUAUCAUCUGA
Messenger RNA from Fibroporia radiculosa, 687 nucleotides. RefSeq lists its product as uncharacterized. The transcript has a single exon. Lineage: Eukaryota; Fungi; Basidiomycota; Agaricomycetes; Polyporales; Fibroporiaceae. The record is from RefSeq and is a predicted model, not a curated record. Bases 1 to 687 code for a protein of 228 amino acids.